AUGGCCGCCCAUGCGCGGAGCCUCGAGGCAAGUAAAAUGACUUGGGCCGCAAGGAUCUCUCUACCAUCGACGUUUGCGCUUCGUAGACCUCGGCUAUCGCCCUUGUUCCUCUCCAGUCUUGAGGUUCGCUCAAAGUACGAACGAUUGCCUUCCAUCUCAUCAUCAUCCUCUUCAACAUCGUUCUCUUCGUUUUCCGCAUACCAGAAACGAUGGUCUUCCGAUUCGACGACUUCCCAGCAGAACCGACCGGCAGGUGCCCAAAGCCCUGAUCAACCAGCUUCAACGCCAUCGACUCCAAAAUCUACAGCGGCGACGUCUUCAUCAUCGUCAUCGACAUCUACUUCCACAUCGUCAACAUCAAGCAGUCGUAAAAAAGAGUCUGCUGGAGGCAAAUUCAACUUAUACGGCGACGAGUGGGAGGACACUGUUGACUUUGCCAUUCAAGGAUUCGAUGAGCUUCCGCAUCGCCUGUUUGGCGUCAACCAGCAUAUGAUUAUCAACUAUGAGCUCAAAGAGGCCCUGCGUAUGAUGUUGCGCCAGUUCAAUGCGCCCAUUGUCUACUGCUUCGCCUACGGCUCGGGCGUUUUCCCCCAGGAAAAGCCCGGCCGCAGCAUCAGCGAGGCUGACUUUCGAGCUGUCCAUCCUAGGCCACCCGAAGCUUUAGUCAAGGCCCAAGGAGGCUCACCCAAGAUGAUUGAUUUCAUCUUCGGAGUCACGCACACAGAACACUGGCACUCUAUCAACAUGAAGCAGCACCGGGACCAUUACUCUGGCGUCGCAUCGCUGGGCUCGGGCUUUGUCUCGCGAGUCCAGAACUGGGGUGCUGGCGUGUACUUUAACCCCUACGUUGAAGUUAGCGGCAUGUUGGUCAAAUACGGCGUCACAAGCAUCGACAACUUGGUUAGGGACUUGUCCACUUGGGAUAACCUCUAUUUGGCAGGGCGCCUGCAGAAGCCUGUCAAGAUUCUCCGUGACCAUCCCCAGGUCCGACUGGCGAAUCAGAUAAACCUCAUCGCUGCUGUCCGAACCGCACUCCUUCUGCUGCCUUCCGAUUUUACCGAGGCCGACCUAUAUAGCACCAUUGCUGGCCUCAGCUACCUCGGCGACCCACGAAUGGCUCUCCCUACCGAGAACAAGAGCAAGGUAGCCAAUAUUGUCUCCAACAACAUGGUGCAUUUCCGUCGGCUCUAUGCUCCAUUAGUUAGGACACUUCCCAACGUAGCAUUCGUGGAUCCCGUUCGACUUGAUGACGAAAGCUGGAUUCUGAAUCCCGAAGCCAAUGCCAGAAUGCAGCAGGAUAUGGACUUGGUGAAACGAGGUAACAUGGUCAGGCGUUUACCGGGAAGUUUCAGGUCUCGUCUCUAUUUUCAAUACCGCAAGAAGUUUGGCGUUCCCCGAGACGAAUUCGAUGCUAUGAUGGAGGCAGCUUCUGACUCGGACGGAGCGGUAAAGCGCCGUCAAGCGGGAGAGUUUGAGAAGCGGAUUGCCGCGGAUGACCCCGAACAGUUGAAGAAGAUAACUCGCCAGGUCAUCAAGCAGACAGUCAACUGGCCUAGCACAGCUCAAAGCAUCAAGGGCUUGAUCAUGGGUGGCUUUAGCAGAUCAUGGCGAUACUUGGGCGAAAAGGUGUCCAAGUGGAAGAAGGGCAGGUCCGAGAAGAAGUCUGAAAGCAAAGAGGCUAAAAAGUCGCAGAAAAAGGAAGAGUAA
Molecule: messenger RNA, 1707 nt
Organism: Trichoderma gamsii
Lineage: Eukaryota; Fungi; Ascomycota; Sordariomycetes; Hypocreales; Hypocreaceae
Exons: 2
Coding region: 1-1707 (568 amino acids)
Biological process (GO): CDP-diacylglycerol biosynthetic process; cardiolipin biosynthetic process
Cellular component (GO): mitochondrion
Molecular function (GO): phosphatidate cytidylyltransferase activity
Source: RefSeq, a predicted model, not a curated record